AUGGCUUCUUCUUGUCGAUCCUCCAACUCCUGCUCAAGGUCAAAAAUUUCCAAGUCAAAGAGCACAAUUGAUAAGGAAAUUUCUUGUGAUUGUGGGUUUCCUUCUCGAAUCUGGAUAUCAACAACAGAGGCAAAUCCUGGUAAAAAAUUUAAGAUGAAGGAUCCAAAGGAUAAAUGUGAUUUCUGGGAAUGGGUUAAUGAAGAACAUGAUUUUAAUACUGAAGUGAAGAUUGCAAUAUUAGAACAUGAUUUCAGUGAGUACAAGGUGAAGACUGAUAAUGAAUUGAAGUACAUGAUGUAG
Molecule: messenger RNA, 300 nt
Organism: Lactuca virosa
Lineage: Eukaryota; Viridiplantae; Streptophyta; Magnoliopsida; Asterales; Asteraceae
Source: the annotation of a GenBank genome assembly